AGACACUCCUCGUUCCCAGGGACGGCUCCCGCGCCUUGCUCUCUCUGCUCCCCGCUCUCCCCGCUCCCUUCUUCUGGCGCAUGGAGACCCCAGGGGUCCAAGAAGGCGCGGAGGCAUCCAGCGAGCUGAGUCGCGCUCGCAGCCGCCAAGGCGUAGCCAGACCCCCGAAGCACUUGUGGCGUCAGCCCCGGCGCCCCAUCCGCAUCCAGCAACGCUUCUACUCGGACCCGGACAAGUCCGUGGGCCGCAGCGAGACAGACCGCAGCCCGCGGCCGGGGCUCGAGAAGUCGCGGCGCUCCUGGCCCACCUCCUACAGGCGCUUUGACCUGGAAAAUGGACUCUCAUGUGGAAGGAGCACCCUGGACCCUCAGGCUGGGCCUGGCCUUGGCCGGGUCAUCCAGGCUUCUGCUCAGCACAGCCAGAGGCGAGAAUCCUUCCUGUACCGCUCUGACAGCGACUACGAACUCUCGCCCAAGGCCAUGUCUCGGAACUCCUCUGUGGCUAGCGAUCUACACGGAGAAGACAUGAUUGUGACGCCCUUCGCCCAGGUCCUAGCCAGUUUGAGGACCGUUCGGAGCAAUGUCGCAGCCCUGGCGCACCUGCAAGGCCGCGGGGCAGCCAAGCAGGCAUCGGUGGAGAACCCCCUAUUUGGCAGUCAGCCCCCUCCACCUACAGAGGACACUGGGCAGAAGCUGGCUUUGGAGACACUGGACGAGCUGGACUGGUGUCUGGAUCAGCUGGAGACACUGCAGACACGGCACUCAGUGGGGGAAAUGGCCUCUAACAAGUUCAAGCGGAUGCUGAACCGGGAGUUAACUCACCUGUCUGAAACCAGCCGGUCUGGGAACCAGGUGUCUGAGUACAUCUCCCAAACCUUCCUGGACCAGCAGACUGAGAUGGAGUUGCCCAGGGUGACCCCCAUGGAGACCCCAAGGCCCAUGUCCCAGAUCAGCGGCCUGCGUGGGCUCCCCCACAGUGCCAGCCUCUCUGCAGCCACCAUCCCACGCUUUGGGGUCCAGACUGACCAGGAGGGGCAGCUGGCCAAGGAAUUGGAAGACACCAACAAGUGGGGCCUUGAUGUGUUCAAGGUGGCAGAGCUAAGUGGGAACCGGCCCCUCACAACCAUCAUAUUCAGCAUCUUUCAGGAACGGGACCUGCUCAAGACAUUUCAGAUCCCAGCAGACACACUUGCCACCUACCUUCUGAUGUUGGAGAGUCACUAUCAUGCAGAUGUGGCCUACCACAACAGCCUACACGCCGCUGAUGUGGCUCAGUCCACGCACGUGCUGCUGGCCACACCUGCCCUCGAGGCCGUUUUCACAGACCUGGAAGUCCUGGCUGCCGUCUUUGCAAGUGCCAUCCAUGAUGUGGACCAUCCUGGGGUCUCCAACCAGUUUCUCAUCAACACCAACUCAGAGCUUGCACUAAUGUACAAUGAUGCCUCUGUGCUGGAGAACCACCACCUGGCCGUGGGCUUCAAGCUGCUGCAGGCAGAGAACUGCGACAUCUUCCAGAACCUCAGUGCCAAGCAGCGACAGAGUCUGCGCAGGAUGGUCAUCGACAUGGUACUGGCCACAGACAUGUCCAAACACAUGAACCUCCUGGCCGACCUCAAAACCAUGGUGGAGACCAAGAAGGUGACUAGCCUUGGAGUCCUGCUGUUGGACAACUACUCCGACCGCAUCCAGGUCUUGCAGAACCUGGUGCACUGUGCGGACCUCAGCAACCCCACCAAGCCGCUGGAGCUGUACCGCCGGUGGACGGACCGCAUCAUGGCCGAGUUCUUCCAGCAGGGUGACCGGGAGCGUGAAUCAGGCCUGGAUAUCAGCCCCAUGUGCGAUAAGCACACCGCCUCGGUGGAGAAGUCCCAGGUGGGUUUCAUUGACUACAUUGCACACCCACUGUGGGAGACGUGGGCUGAUCUGGUGCACCCAGAUGCCCAGGACCUGCUGGACACGCUGGAGGACAACCGUGAGUGGUACCAGAGCAAGAUUCCCCGAAGUCCUGUGGAUCUCACCAGCCCUCAGCAGGACAGCCCUGACAGGUUCCACUUUGAGCUGACCCUGGAGGAGGCGGAAGAAGAGGAGGAGGAGGAAGGAGCUUUGGACACAGAGGUCUCGGAGUCACCUGACACUGAGCUCCUGGCCCCGGAAGCCAGCCUGGACCGUGGCUCCCCACUCCUGGACAACCAGAGGACUGGGGGCAAGCCCUGUGUGGACCAUGAGGCCAACGUGAUGGCUGAGCCCUUUGGCACCUAAUGGCUUUCAGUGGGUGGGUGGGUCUUCCAGAAGGAGGUUCCGGUGGCCCUUGCCUUGCCUCCCCCCACCCCCUUCCUCCUCAUUGAAGGAGACAAACAAGCUUUUAGUUAUAAGCAGACCGUGGGGUCAAAUUGGAGGCACUUGGCCAGGGUCCAGUCUGACCCUGGGCUUUUCCAAGAAAGCUCUCCAAGGGGCUGGGCUGGGGGCAGCCUCGUCCAGCGCCCUUGGGAUCUCCCUCCUGGGUUUCCACCCCUGGUGUGGAAAGAGGAUGUCUCCCAGACCCCUUGCCCGCCUUCUCCAGUGCUCAUCCUAGAGGCACAUCCAUCGCUUUAUUUUUAUUCUUUCACUCUUGAUCACAUAUUUAUUGGGCACCCACUAUGUGCCAGGCUCGUACCUGCUGUGUGCUUCUAGGGUUGCCCCACAGAAGGGGGUGGCAAGUCAGCCCCCAGGAGACAUGCCCCCUGCAGGUGCCUCUCCUUCAUCUGCCAGGCAGCCCCAUGCAAGAGAAGGGAAACUCUAAUGGGAGAAUUUUUAGCAUCAAAACGUCCAGACGCAAUUCUGGCUCAGGAGCUGCAGUGAGGAGCAAUAAGAGGCAGGAAAGACACUGUGUCGGCGCCUGUUUCUGAAGACUGACUUAGCUUGUGGCCUCCUGUGUACUUGCUGCUUUAAGUCACUGUAGUUUCAGUCUUGGGGUCUCUGGGUUCUGUUCUCCUUAGCCCCAGGACCCUCCUGCUGGGUCCGACCCCCCACUUUCUCCCUCUUACAGACCAGCAACAAAAGCACAGCAUUCUUGCCUCUCCCCUCAUCUGUUUCUAAGGCUCCCGAUAGGGGGAAGGAGGCUCUGAGGCUUUCUUUCCAGUCCUAGCCCCUUCUGGGCCUCAGUGUCUCCUCUACGGCCUGAUCCUAGUACUUGGGUCAACUUUGGUUGGAGGGUGACCUUUCUGAAAUAUCUUAGAAAUGUGAGGGCAUUGAACAUGUCUCUGGGGUUAAAUAAACCCUAUUACCGAAAAUUAAUACCAUCCCCACCUCAGGGAUGGGGAAACUGAGAUGCAAAUAGGUCCUGUUGCCUGCUCCAGGCUAUGCCCCUGGGAGCAGGAGGUUAGCCAGCGGCGCCCCCUGGCGGAGGGAGGCGGGGUGAACCCCAGGAUUCUCCUUGACUUCCCGACUGUUUCUCAGGCUCCUGGCCUGGUGGAGCUCUUGCUGAAGGGGCCUGUCUCGCUGGCAGCAAAAGAGGCGUCUCUGCUUAAGUAUUAGGUUUUAUUCCAGCCUCCAGAAGCCUCAGUCUCCCGCGCCCCCGCCUCUGAAGAAUUAUAACAGGACACAAGUCAUCCAGAAGCCUCUGGCUUCAAGAACAGCUGGCUUCAUUCCUGAAUAAUUCCAUUGAUAAUUCCAUUCCACUGAUAAUUCAUGAUCAUCACAAGUAACAAUCAAAUUCCACAGAAGGAGAAUUAAAAUUCGUCUGGGUCACAAA
Messenger RNA from Canis lupus familiaris (dog), 3729 nucleotides. RefSeq names its product phosphodiesterase 4C (gene PDE4C). Gene Ontology annotation, cellular component: cytosol; perinuclear region of cytoplasm; nucleus. The record is from RefSeq and is a predicted model, not a curated record. Gene Ontology annotation, molecular function: 3',5'-cyclic-AMP phosphodiesterase activity. Lineage: Eukaryota; Metazoa; Chordata; Mammalia; Carnivora; Canidae. Gene Ontology annotation, biological process: signal transduction. The coding region runs from base 81 to 2258 and encodes 725 amino acids. The transcript is spliced from 15 exons.